UUUCAGGUGUUUGAACUCUUUAAAAUGGUGGGGGUGGUCGUCUUCUUGUUGGCAAUUAUGGGAGCAGUUUUUGGAGCACGGGAAGCAUUGAUGGAUGACUACGGAGAAUUUUUGCCGCAUAUUCGACUCGCCAAAGAUUUGACUGACCCGAGGAGAUACGACAGUCGAGUACGUCCUGUGAUGAAUCAUUCCAAACCAACUACAGUCUCGUUUUCUAUGAGCCUUUAUCAAAUUUUAUCCAUUAACGAAAAGCAGCAAAACGUGGAUCUCAACGUGUGGGCAAUUCAAAAAUGGAAUGACGAUUUUCUGGGUUGGAAUCCGUAUCUUUACGGAAUGAUUAACACCACAAUUCUGCCAUUUGACGCUAUUUGGCUACCAGACACUUAUUUGUAUAAUAGCGUGGUAAUGAAUCGAGAAGAAACAGAACGAUACAUAAAUGUUGUUGUAACCACAAAUUAUUGGAAAGGCGAAACGGGUGCAGAGGUGAAGUUUAUGUAUCCGGCAUUGUACAGGACAAGUUGUUUACUUGAUAUCAGAUUCUUCCCAUAUGACCAACAAGCGUGUAAACUAACCAUAUCCUCAUGGACAUCAUCAAAAUCGGAUAUAAACUACGAACCAGAACACGAAUCAGUAAAUAUGGACAAUUUUCUGCCGAAUGAGGAAUGGGUUGUGGUCAGUUUUAAUAUCAAACGAGUCGAGGAGAAGUUCGUAUGCUGUCCCGAGCCAUGGGUACUUUUGGAAGCGGUUUUAGUGGUUAGACGAAAACCAUUGUACUAUAUUGUUAAUUUGGUUAUACCAACUUCUGUUAUCACUUUGGUUGCUGUAACUGGUUUCUUCACUGCUGCUUCAACGAGUUCUGAAAGACGUGAAAAGCUGUCGCUCGGCAUAGAUUCGCUGCUUGCCAUGUCAAUUCUAAUGAUGAUGGUCUCUGAACAAAUGCCAACUUCAUCGGAUUUUGUCCCAUUAUUCGGAAUAUUCUAUCUUUCAAUUAUAUUUAUCAUAUUCAUAGGAACACUAUUCACUGCAUUCAUACUAAAUGUGCAUCUGCAGAAAAUGUACGCAAAACCGGUGUCGCCAAUUGUUUCGUACAUAUUUUUUGGAAGAAUUGCUCAAUGGCUCCGUAUGCGACCACCAACAAUGCUCCUGGAGCUCUGGAAUGAGACAGGUGUAACAUUUGGAAAAGAAGGACAGAAGAACUCGAAGACAAUUCCCAAAAAUCACAAAAUGAUUCCAAAAGUGACGUCAUCAUCGUCAGGGCUUCAUCUUUUAAAGUCGAAUAGUGGAAGUGGAAGGGCUCCACUUGCAGCACCAAUUAGUGCGAGGAGUUAUAUAAGUAUGGAUGAUAUGAAACGGGAAGCCGCACGUCGGAAUUGGCGCCGGUUGGUGGCAAAAAUAAAUUCAAAUAAGCAAAAUGGAGUGAAAAUAGUUGGUGGUGGGGAACGUGGUCAACUUCGUCAAGCUAACCGGAAGAAAAUGGCUCCAUCUGCAAUUUCAGUACCACACGGGGAGCCGGGACCAUUGAUGUUAAGUGCUUCUGCAAUUUCAGCAUUUUCGGUGACAGGGGAUUCGACGAUUUUGGAGAGCAAAUUGAAAAGAAGAUACGCAUUGGAAUGGGAAUAUCUGGCAUCAGUGCUCGACCGUGUAUUACUCAUUGUCUUCUCAUUGGUCGUAUUCGCUGUCACUUCAAUCAUGAUCCUGGUAGGAGAAGCUAUGCAUUUGUCAUACGAGCUUGCCGCUAAGGAAUUAUAAUUUCUAACACACAUACACACUCACCUCCCAUUUCCUAAUUUUUAAAUUUUCAAAUUACCGCCCGUUUUUGUCCUGGAUUUUCGUCUGGUUGCUUCUAUUCUUGUCCCAUAUUGACCCGUUUAUUUAUUUCUUAAUUCCAAGUUUUGUAACAUGUACUUGUCCAUUGUGUGCUUGCUUUUUUAAUUUUUGAAUUGAAUUGAACCGUUUUUUGUGACAUGCUUCUCAUAAUUUGCUUGUCUUGCUGUGAAAAUUAAAUAAAAAUGUACCAAGUGAUUGUAAAAU
This is a messenger RNA of Caenorhabditis elegans, 2031 nucleotides long. RefSeq names its product AcetylCholine Receptor (gene acr-24). NCBI's taxonomy places the organism in Eukaryota, Metazoa, Nematoda, Chromadorea, Rhabditida, Rhabditidae. The coding region runs from base 25 to 1749 and encodes 574 amino acids. Gene Ontology annotation, cellular component: membrane; postsynaptic membrane. The record is from RefSeq and is marked reviewed. The transcript has 11 exons. Gene Ontology annotation, molecular function: extracellular ligand-gated monoatomic ion channel activity; monoatomic ion channel activity; transmembrane signaling receptor activity. Gene Ontology annotation, biological process: monoatomic ion transport; monoatomic ion transmembrane transport.